AUGUCUAAUCUCCCUAAUGUUGCAGGUGCAGAUCCUGUCUCUUUUCCACUUGACGCGUUUCGAGUUGCUAUCGCAGUUCACCUGUCCAAAUCGCUCCAGAUAUCAGUCGACAUUGCCUUUACGGGCGUGGAUCUAGGCAAAAAAGGUGUUGACUUUACAGUCGCUGUCCCUCGGUUCAGGCUGAAAACAAAGCUGCCGGAAUUGAUUCAGAAGGUUACGAGCACGUUUUCUCCCGAUCAGUAUUUAGAACGUGUAGUAGGGGAAUCUCCAUUUGUCCAUUUUUAUGUGCGCACGUCAACACUUGCUCGCCUCGUCUUGGACAAAGCAUAUGCCGGGAAUUCCGCCAACAAUUCGGGCGAUACGUACGGUACCAAUAAGCAGGGUAUCGGGAGGAAAGUCAUCGUAGAAUUCAGCAGUCCCAACAUCGCGAAGCCUUUUCAUGCGGGUCACCUUCGAAGCACUAUCAUCGGUGCGGUGAUCUCUAACAUCUAUGAGGCCAAUGGGUGGCAGGUUGUUAGAAUGAAUUACCUCGGUGACUGGGGCAAACAAUUCGGUCUUCUUGCCGUAGGGUUCGAACGCUACGGUUCGGAAAAGGCAUUGGCGGAGAAUGCGAUCAUGCAUCUAUUUGAAGUGUAUGUCAAAGUCAACCGCGACGCCGGUAUGGAGAAAGAAAGAGGGAAAAAAGAAGUCACGAAUGAGCUUGCUCGUGAAGUAUUUCGAAAGAUGGAGGCCGGGGAUGAACCAACCCUCGCGAUUUGGCACCGUUUUCGUGACUUAUCUAUUCGCAAAUACACUGAGGUUUAUGCUCGGCUCAACAUCCGCUUCGAUACCUACGCGGGAGAGUCCCUCGUCAGCCCUGCUCAGAUCAAGGCGGCAAUGGAUAUCCUUCAGAGCGAAGGACUACUAUCCACAAAGACCUCCGAGGAAAGCGACAGUGAUUGGAAGAAGAAGCGGGCUGCGAUGGCUGCAGGUGUUCUCGUCAUGCAGGACGAGGAUUCUGAGGAACCAUCGGCCGGAAAUGACCUUGCUCUUGCUGUCGAUCUGAACCAAUGGAAGCUUGGGAAGCCUGUAGUGCAGAAGCCAGACGGCACCACUAUCUAUAUCAUGCGAGAUAUAGCUGGCGCUUAUCAGCGCUACGAGGAGUACAAAUUUGAUAAAAUGAUCUACGUUGUCGGCGACCAGCAAGAUCUCCAUGUUGCGCAAUUUUUCAAAAUCGUCUCACUCAUGCGCGCCCCUUUCGCAGAUAUGGUUGAGCACGUCAAUUUCGGGCGUGUGAACGGGAUGAGCACGCGCAAAGGAGACGUCAAGUUCCUGGACGAGAUUCUGGACAUGGCGAAAGGAGCUAUGCUCUCACAGAUGCAACAGAAUGCUGAGAAGCUACAACAAAUUGAGGAUCCCGAAUCCACUGCUGACGAGAUCGGAAUGACUUGCAUCAAAAUCCAGGAUAUGCAGGCAAAGAGAGUACAUGCGUACAAUUUUGACCCUCAACGCAUGACGUCCUUCGAAGGCGACACCGGUGCCUAUCUACAAUAUGCGCACGCCCGUCUCUGUUCUGUUGAGCGUAAAGCAGCGCCAGCGGUCGUCCUUCCACUUUCUUCAUCCGAUAUCGAUAUCGCACUUCUCGCGGAGCCCAAAGCUCGUGAGAUCAUUAUCCUCCUUGGAACAUACCCCGACCUGGUGCGCACCGCGCUCAAGACGCACGAACCCAGCAACAUAGUAUCAUUCUGCUUUAGGCUGAGCCACGUCAUAAGCUCUACUUGGGAAUCACUUAUUGUGAUGGGAACGGAACAUAAACUGGCUCAAGCUCGCCUUUUCCUGUUCGCCUGCGCUCGGGAUGUUCUUGGGAACGCCAUGAAGUUACUAUCGCUCUCGCCGCUGACUAGAAUGUAA
Laetiporus sulphureus 93-53 is the source of this 1890-nucleotide messenger RNA. Its product is annotated as arginyl-tRNA synthetase. Gene Ontology annotation, biological process: mitochondrial translation; arginyl-tRNA aminoacylation. The transcript has 8 exons. Gene Ontology annotation, cellular component: cytoplasm; mitochondrion. NCBI's taxonomy places the organism in Eukaryota, Fungi, Basidiomycota, Agaricomycetes, Polyporales, Laetiporaceae. The record is from RefSeq and is a predicted model, not a curated record. Gene Ontology annotation, molecular function: ATP binding; arginine-tRNA ligase activity. The coding region runs from base 1 to 1890 and encodes 629 amino acids.